Molecule: messenger RNA, 806 nt
Organism: Hibiscus syriacus
Lineage: Eukaryota; Viridiplantae; Streptophyta; Magnoliopsida; Malvales; Malvaceae
Exons: 1
Coding region: 1-804 (267 amino acids)
Source: RefSeq, a predicted model, not a curated record
AUGCAAGUUGCUCGCCCUGCUAGAAGUAGUCCCUCAGAAUCUCGUACUAUCGCUCCAAGGGAGCCAUUGUCCAAAGGGCAAGCUCCAUCCAGGUCACAAAACUCGCCUAUGGCUUCCGCUAAUAACAAGAGUGGACAGAGGAUACGGAACCAGGAACUAUUGAUGCUGGAGUUCCAAUUGCAAUGUUUCUUAAGCAGCAAUGUAUGUAUUGCAGGCCAUUCCUUGGGGGCUGGUUUUGCUUUACAAGUGGGAAAAGCAUUGGCUAAAGAGGAUAUUUAUGUGGAUGCUAAUUUGUUUAACCCGCCCUCUAUUUCUCUAGCUAUGAGCUUAAGAAAUAUAGGAGAAAAGGCGGGGUUUGCUUGGAAGAGACUCAAGUUGAUGCUUCCUUCGAGCAGUGAACCUCGGGCCAUUGGUGUUGAAGGUAUCAAGGAUAACUCUCUAGGUCUAAAGAAUUGGUUACGUCAUAUAUAUGGUGAGAAGGCUUCAGUCGGAUUGAAACAAUGGGUGCCUCACUUAUAUGUGAAUAAUAGUGAUUACAUCUGUUGCCACUAUACCGACCCUGACAGACAAGAUGAAAAUGAUGCAGACAAGGAGAAUGUUGGACCUUCAAACGGACAAGCUGAGCCGAAGUUGUUUGUGAUGUCGAAAGGGAAACAAACGUUUCUGGAGGCUAACGGAUUGGAGCAAUGGUGGUCGGAUGACUUGGAUCUCCAGCUUGCUCUAAAUAAGAGCAAGUUGAUAAGCCGGCAAUUGAAGUCCUUGUACAGCCUCCCAGCUACACAAGUUCAUAGAAGGCCAAGAUAACA